UCUGUCAUUCAGUGGUGCGAUAAUCCGACUGGAAACCACAUCUAUUUUUACCUCCUCUCCUUCGCUCAGCUGCGUUUCCUCUCACAGUGUUUUUGUGGCUCCGCAGUCGCAGCAGGGAAACGUCCUGAUCCCCAUAAACGUGUCUCAGGAGAUUCGACUGUCAACUUUUAAAGAACAGGAAACUCCCAACAACCAGCAACUGAACUACAGCUGUUGGUCCGGAGUAAAUCUGGCUGGAGGGGUUCACAGUGGGAACCAGGCACUUCCCAACACAAACUGGUUCAGCUUUAGUUCAGGAACUGUUUGGGAGAACUUUGCAUGUUCGCUGUGAAGCCAAUGAGAAGUGAGAGAAUAAUACAAUGAGAACAAAGGAAAUAAGAGAACAAGAAUAAGCUGGGAAAACUGGAGGAAGAGUGGUUUGAUGAGGAAAAUACUGUUGGAACUAUGAGAAAAUGUGUUCAUGUCUACCCAGAGAAGAUCACUUUAAAAAUUAAAAGUAAGGGACGAGCUUUAAGUGAUCCCGCAAGAAGAGAGUAGGACGGAAGGAAGGAAAGGAAAUUCCUCAACUUGUAACGGGAUCCUGGAUUCAGACUUUUCUUCAUGAUGACCGGAGAGACUGAAGAGACCUGUGGAGGACAAAAGAAGGCAGGAAGGAGAGUUGGAGGAGGAGAAGGGAACAUGACGCCCUCUCUGUCUUUCACCACUCUUAGCACCAUCGCCAUCCAGGCCGGCCAAUCACUGAUCGUCGUCUCUGUCCUCAAGAGUGGGUCUCUGGUCCACCUCCAGCUGGUCCAGGUCCAUCCAGGCCUCUGUGAGAUUGGAUCGAACCAGGAAGAAAACCAGACACUGAUUCAGGACCAGCAGCAGCUGAUGGAGAAACUCAAGAAACACGAGAGUGAAGUUCUGUCUGUGGUGGACAAGCGCCGACGGAGGAGGGAUGAAGGGAUGAUGGAGCAGAAGAGGAACAACAAACAGGAGGAAGAGGAGGAAGUGUACAAGGCCAUGGUGGCGUCUCUAAAGGAGGGAUGGUGGUUGCUCCUCCGUCUGCUCGAGAGACGGCAGGAAGUCCUGACGCUGGCUGCAGACUUUUACCGCCGAGCACUGGAGUUUGCUGUCAGUAUCGACAGAGUUGAGGAUCUACAGAUCAGACCGGACAACGACAGACUGACUGAAGUGCAGCUCACAUAUGACUCCAUGAGGAGAGAUCUUCUGGGAAAAUCGCUGCAGGUUUUAACCAGCAGCAGCGUUCUGAUGCAGAAACUCAGACAGCUGCAGAGGACCGAGGCCCUCCAGAGGAGAGGAGGAGUACUGCAGGACGAGGAGGAGGAGGAGGAGGAGGAGAGUUCCCAGAGUUCCCAGAGUUCCCAGAGUUCCCGGUGCAGCAGGGGGAUGGCGUUAAGGCUGGAGGAGCUGGUGGAGACGCUGCAGGAUCGGAGGAGGAGGGCGGAUCAGGCUGUCAGGCUGCAGCUCCAACGGGCGGAGAGGGGCAUCGUGAUCCACAAGAAAGAGUCCAGAGAGACCGGGUCUGAAGCUGAACGCCUCCGUCUGUCUGAACGGAGCAGGAAACAGGAAGAGACCAAGCAGCACGGAGCUGCUGCUGCACCGACCACCAGCGGGCAGGCGGCAGGGCCGGAGAGCAUGCUGGGUAAGGACGCUCGAAGUGGAGGAGACCACGCCCACCAAGCCCUGCCGACCAAUAAGAGACAACAGCUGCUGUCGUCAUGUGAACACCUCGUGGACAAGAUCUGGCGCUGGGUGCAACAGGGCGGCAGUGUGUUGUCUAACCGCUCCGAAGCGGGACGGCAGCUCUUUGAGGCCGAAGACACUCUGAACACACACCUGCAGCUGCACACACAGGCUGAGUCUGCAGGUCACGAUUCAGAGAACCUGAAGCAGAUCCUGGACCAGAUCAGAGCUCUGCACACAGAUUCGACCAGCACAACCGCUCCCCAGCCCCCCACUGAACCCGGCAGACAGCUGUCCCCUCUGAAGGCCCUGACAGAGCAGCUGAAGAGAGGCAGCACGGGCAGACAGACCAGAACCAGCGCCACUCGCAGUCCGCCUGCUGCUGACCCAACUGGUUUAUUGAGUCCUGAACUCGCCGGUCGAGUUGAUCUGGUGUUGAGGGAGCUGCAGAGUCUGAACAGGAAGAUCGACUCAAACCUGCAGCUGCUGCAACCCUAUGUCACUUUCCUCAGGACGGCACAGCAGGUGGAGGAGGAGCUGGAAGAACUGAAGGAGAUCUACAGAAAGAGACCAGAGGAAAAGGAGGAGGAGGAGGAGGAGAGGGAAGCUGGUAGUAGUAACAUCAGGACAACCACCAGUUCCAGGUCACCCCCACUACAGAGGUUCCUCGCUGUUCAGGAACUGGGAAACAACUUCGUCCAUGCUGUUACCAUGGUGUCGGGAGCAGGCUUAAACCUGCAAUCUGUGGUGUCGGUGGUGCGGCAGACGGUGGAGCGACUCAGCAGAACCAAAGAGGAAGUGAACGAGCUGCUGAGUCACCAGAAAAUCCAGAUCCAGCAGCAGCAGGAGUACUGUAGGAAAUACCGGGAGAGACUGCUCAAGACCCUGCAGGACUUGAACUGUGUCUCUGAGCUGCUGGACUCCUGCACUCUGAUGGAUCUGGGUUCAGACCUGCAGACUUCCAGGCUGCUGGAGCGCUUCAGCCAGGCCAGACCACAUUUUAUCCAACUAGACGCUGAGGUGGAGUACAUGGAGAAGAGCUGGGAGACUCUGAGACGAGUCCAGGACAGGCUGGAGGUGAAGGAGUUGAAGGGAAGAGCGGCGAAGGAGGAGGAUUUGUCAGAGCUGCUGAAGCUCCGGGAGAAAGUGAAGAACAAGAUCCAUCAGAGCGAGUCAAUCCUGGACCUGACCAGCAGCUUCCACCUCACAUCCAAACAGCUGGAGGCGCUGCUGCAGUCGGACCUUGCGAGCCCUUUGACUGAUUCAGCCGGUUUAUGUGGAUCCAGUGAGGCUGAUCUGAGUCGACACAGAGAGGAACAGCAGCAGAUCCAGAGUCUGUUUGAAACGGCUUCAACACUGAAGACAGACAUCUGUACCGCCAUCAACCACAGUGGUUGGACAUGUUUCAGAGUGGAGCAGCUGGAGGCUCGUCUUCUUUCUCUGGACUCUCUCUGUGUCUCGUGGCUGAACGAAGCGGCUCGACGUGAGGAGAAACUCCGCAGAGAGCUGCUGGCCCGUCUGCUCAUCGAUGACAUCAACCAGCUUCGUGACUCGUUUAAGGAGCUGAAGAAGCGCUUCAGCAACCUGAAGUUUAACUACGUGAAGAGAAACGACAGGACCAGGAACAUGAAGGCCGUCAGGAACCAGCUGCAGCAGGUGGAGCUGUACGAGGAGAAGCUGCAGGCGCUCAGGAAACGUCUGCAGGCUGUGACGGCCCGGCUGGGGUCGGAGGUCAAAGACGGGCGCGUGGCCCGGGAGGCGGAGGACGCCGUCAACGAGCUGCAGAGACAGAUGGGAGAGUUUGGGCGAAGUUUCGGCGAACACCAAAAAACACUGGAGAUGACCUGCAGACUGCAGCAAGCCAUGGAGGAGUAUCAGUUCUGGUGCGAGGAGGCGAGUUCGACCAUCGCUCGCGUCGGGAAGUUUUCCUCAGAGUGUCGCAGCACAGAAGCCGCCUCUGUUCUCUACCGGCAGUUUGAGAAGUUCGUCUGGCCGACGGUUCCUCAGCAGGAGGAGAGGAUCAGUCAGAUCACGGAGCUGGCUGUCCGGCUGCACGGGGUGGAGGAGGGGCGGAGGUACAUAGAGAAGACGGUGAGUAAACACUCAGAGAUGGUGGAGUCCAUCAGACAGCUGAGUGACGGACUGAUGGAGCUGGAGGCCAAACUGAAGCUGGAGAGUCUCAAACAGCAGCAGAGCGAUGGAGAGAAAGUGAUAAAGACAGAAGAGACAGACGAAGAGACAGAGACGAAGCUGAAGGAAAACAGAAAGGUGAAAACGAAGGAGCAGACAGAUAACCGCAGCACACAGGAGGCUGACAUGUACGAGCUGAAGGAGACAGGCCACACCCCCGAACUGAACGCCGAGCAUGAUGGGAAGGAGGUUCCGGUGAAGCAGACUGCAGCCAAUAGGAAGCCUCCAUUACGGAAGAGCCGCAGUCAGGAAGCAGACAGACAGACGGACAGACAGACCGUCACCUCAGAGAGCAGUCACAGGCAGCAGUUACUCAGCGAGAGGUUCACCUCCUCCUACUGCUCCACCCACACCUUCAGCCUCUCCUGCUCCCCGGUGGAGGCCAACCGACGGGUCCACACCAUCCACAGCCAAUUACAGCCUUUCGCCAUAGAGUCUCAGGCCACGCCCCCUCCCUCUGUGAUUGGCCCAUCGUUCUCUGACAUCCAGAGAGAGUUUCAGAGGAAGGAGACGCAAGAAACGGGACAGCAGGCGGUCUCCGCUUCCUGUGGAUCAAACAUGGCACCACUUCAGGAUGCAUCACAAGGAGGGCUUUUGGAGGCGGAGCUCCAGCAACCGGAAGUGAUGACUGAGGAUUCUCUCUCCAAUGAUGAAUACGAGUGUGCGUCACCUGACGACAUUUCCCUGCCGCCACUAGCAGAGACACCAGAGUCCUACAUGGUUCAAUCAGAUGUUGAGGAGGGCUUCUGUUUCAGUUCCCACAGUGUCCACGUCAACCAGUACAGCCACCAGUACCGUGCCCAGUCAGAGCACAGUGGGACUGGUACUGCUACUGGUGCAGUCCGACAACAGAGAGAGUCCAGCCAGAGUUGUCCAACUCCUCCCACCAGCUUUCACAACAGCACCAGGUUCAGAUCAGGGUCCAGUUCGUUUGUCCAGAGUCCGUUGACGGUUCCUGCUCCAAGCUUGCUCAGCAGCACUCUGUGCAGCAUCCUGAGGACUGGAGAGAGCGGCACAGCCAACGUCCCGACGAGUGCUGACCAUUUCCUGGGCGGCCUUGAACCGAGCUUCCCCUCUGGAUCUAACCUAGUCCACAAGAUCAACACUCAAGACAGUUGUUCCAACAAGGACAACGAUGUCCCUGAGCAGAGUAGCCCCUCACAAACUAAGCCCUUAUUAAAGGAGCACAACAGUCAGUAUAAGAUGAGUACAGAUACCCAGGGUAAGAUCAUCCAAAAUGUUGCAUCCAAAGGUGAGACCUUGCCAGAGACUGAUCCCAUUCCCCAGGCUGUAGAGCUCAAUCACAGCCCCACCCUCCCCCAGUCCAGCUAUUGUCCUCAGUCCUUUAAAGGCCCAGGCCCUGAUCCCCACAAGGACAAGACCCCUCCACAAGACACCAGGUUUCUCAAAUGCAGCACUACUCUUCCCCAAACCAGAACUGCCAUUUGGCAAGACAACAGUUUCCUACAGUCCUUCCCUUACUCAGAGAGUGGCAUAAAUUCCCCCCAAACUAGUAAGGAAACAUUCCCAGUCACCAAACUUCAAAGGGACAGUCUCACCAACACCAGCACCAGUACAAUUAGCCAGCAGACCAUCUACUUUCAGUCCUCACCUUCAGACAGUCAUUGCACCAGCCUCAGUUCACCCCAAGAAUGCUCCGUAUCCCAGAGUGAGACCUUGCCACAGAUAGAUCCAGUCCCCCAGGCCAGAGGGUUUGUUCAGAGCCCCAGCCUCACAGACUCUGUUUUCCACAAAGACAGAACCCGAGACACUGGGCUCCUCAAAUCCUGUGCAACUUGCCCGCAAACCAGCACAAGCAUCCCUCAAGACAGCAAUCUUCCACAGUCUUACCUGGAUUCCAGCAAAGGCCUUGAUCAGGAUUUACUUUCCUCCCGAACCAGCAAGGAAACAUCCACAGUCUCCAUGCCCCAAAGCAGCAGCCUUACCACAACCACCACUGUCACCCAACAAACCGUUUACUGUCAGUCCUUCCCUCCAAACAGUCAUUGCAAUGUGCCACAGGCUAGCAGCAAUCUCAGGUCACAGCAAGAAAGCCCUUUCUCCCAGGGUAGUGGAGGUCUACCUGAGGUCCAUGCACCCAUUCUUCCAGAGCCAGACAGCAUCAGCAACAUCAGCACAUCCAGCAGUACAUCCAGCAGUACCAUCACCAGCAAUAAUAGAUUCAGCAGCAAGCAGAGCCACCAGACAGUCUACUCCCUCCAAAAGUCCUUGACUUCCACUUGUACCCAGCAGUGUGUGCAUGACCCUGGCAUGACCCCCUGCAGCCCUGCCAAGCCCACUGCUCCUCUUCAGCCUGAAGCACAGACCCAAGCUUUGGCUCAGCAGGCUAAUCUGCAUGUCACCCCCCUUUCCUCUCCAUCUCAUCUACUAACUCCAGACCAAGACCCAAACAUUUGUCAGCCCAUGGCCAUUCGUGAGGAGAUCAGGCUUACUCCUCAGAUCCAAGGCCCUGCCUUUCCUGCUCCUCCUCCUCUUGCCCAGGCCCAGGCAGAGUCUCUUCCCCAGGGAAAAGCCUCUAAACCUGAACCUCCCUGCUUCACCAGGCCCCUGUCUAGAGCUACCGUCAUGGAGGGCUCUCCAGUGACGCUAGAGGUGGAGGUGACGGGACACCCAGAGCCCGCGCUCACCUGGUUUAAAGAUGGAGAGGUGUCAGCCACCGGCCCGGGCCGAGCACCGGCCUGCGAGGACGAGAAACACUUCCUGUUUAUCCCAGACGCGUCGGACUCAGAUGGCGGCUUAUACGAGGCCCGGGCUGCCAACCAUCAUGGCCCGCGGCGGGCAGCUGGUAACAGCAGCAGCAGCAGUGACAAGUGGCUGGUGGCCGAAGUGUUUGAUAUCAUCAGUGUGGACUGGCAGACCUGGUUUGGUACACUGUGUGUUCUGCUGUGGCUGCUCUACCUGAUAGUGCUCUAAUAACUCUUUCCCCCUACGGGAACUUAACGACCUGCAGCUUUCAUUACCUGAACUUAUAAGAACCUGUAAGCCUUUGGUUCUGGGUUUUGCCUUGUGUUUCCACCGUGGAUAUACGUCAUAAAAAAUGCCAUUAAAAAGUCUAAAUUUGGACCAAUCUCAAAAUUAAGACUAAAUAUCUCAUAGUUUUGACUUUCUAAGUAAGUUAUACUAAAUAAUAAUUAAAUUCUAUUAAAAUUUUGCCUUUUUCUUCUUGGCAGAAAUGGGCUUCCAUACUGUUUCCUCUCAAUGGGACGAUGCUUUCAUUCUGAAAAUCUCCUCUCAGACUCGCAUUAGAAGAAUUGUCUCCUCAGAGCUGAACUUGUGUGAAAACUUUGUAUUUGUAGAGAGAAGUUGGAGGUUUUCUCAUUCACUUCAAUACAGUUAAGUUUUAUCACAGCAGCAUCUAGUGGACGAUAGAGGAUCAGCAGCUGAACACUCUGACUCAAUCACAACGAUCAUUUAUUCGAUUAAUACUGUCUACAUAUCUGAAUAGAGCACUGAUGAUGAAUCCUAAUAAUAACCGGCAUUGAUCAUAGCUGGUGUUAAUAAAGAUUUUUCUCUCUGCUCUCAGAAUCUCACCUCACCUGAAAAACAAUGUAAUCUGGUUUCAAAUAUGUAGAACAGACUUAUGUAAAGCCACUACGUCCUGACUUCAGUCGAAUAUAACUGUUGAAUAAAGUCAUCUUGAAUGUG
This is a messenger RNA of Siniperca chuatsi (mandarin fish), 7542 nucleotides long. It is a transcript of the gene ccdc141, whose product is annotated as coiled-coil domain containing 141. The coding region runs from base 601 to 6810 and encodes 2069 amino acids. NCBI's taxonomy places the organism in Eukaryota, Metazoa, Chordata, Actinopteri, Centrarchiformes, Sinipercidae. Gene Ontology annotation, molecular function: protein kinase activity. The record is from RefSeq and is a predicted model, not a curated record. The transcript has 27 exons.